AUUCAUAUAACUCUUACAUAAAACCAUGAAGUCUCCGAUCCCCGACUAUCUGCGACAGGUGUUGGAAAAGGCUCGCCCGGAUACUUCCGGAAAGCUUGCCAGCUAUAUCGAUGUGCUGGCUAAAGCGGACCCCUCCAAGAUGGCCGUGGCGCUGUCGACCGUAGACGGGAAUCUAUACUCGGUCGGGGAUGACCAGGUUGAGUUCUCCAUCCAGUCUAUUUCCAAGGCCUUCGUUUAUGCCCUGGCCAUUAAUGAUGCCGGGCUACCACGGGUCUUGGAGAAAAUCGGCGUGGAACCAUCGGGCGACGCAUUCAACAAGCUAUCGUUGCAACCCGGCACCCACCGGCCAAUGAACCCCAUGAUCAAUGCCGGUGCGAUCACCGCCCACACACUGGUGGCAGGGGAGAAUGCCACGGUGGAACAAAGAGUUGAUCGCAUAUUGAAGGCAGUGUCCAAAGUGGCAGGUCGGAAGUUGCAAGUGGAUGAAGAAGUCUACGAGGCCGAGCUCAAGGACGCCAAUCGAAACAUGGGCAUCGGUUACAUGCUCAAGGCAGCAGGGAUCAUCUCGUGUGAUCCACAGGAGGCGGUCCGCGGUUAUAUCCGCCAAUGCGCCAUCAAAGCCAAUGUCCGCGACCUGGCAGUGAUGGCAGCAACUCUAGGGAAUGCGGGUGUGCAUCCCAUAACUGGAGAACAGAUCAUGCCCCACCAAAGCGCCCGCCAGGUCCUGUCGGUCAUGACUACCUGUGGCAUGUACGAUUCCUCUGGUGACUGGGUGUCUCGGGUUGGCAUGCCCGCAAAAAGCGGCGUGGCUGGCGGAAUCAUCGGCACCCUUCCCGGCCAAGUGGGCAUUGCUGUCUUCUCGCCAAAGCUAGACGAGCGUGGCAAUAGUGUCCGAGGUGUCAAGAUGUUUGAGCAGCUCUCAUCCGAAAUGGGCCUCCAUAUGAUGGACAGCAGCCAGGUGGGUAGAGCCACCGUGCGCACAUGGACGAUGACUAUUGCCGGCGGCGCAGAUCAACCACACGAGUGCGAACAGGAGGUGCCUGUCUUUGGUCUGCGAGGCGCAGUCCGGUUCGCGGGUUCCGAACGACUUACCCGUGCGAUUGUGCGCGAGAUCAGCCCUCCAAACCCUGACGACCCCGGGUCCGGGCGACACACAAACGCUUGUGCCGUCAUCUUCAUGCUCAGAGACACUUAUUCCCUCAAUUACGUCGCGCUGCGAAUUAUUAGUGAGGACAUCCGCCGGCUUCUUGAGGCAGGUAAAAAUGUGGUGGUGAUAGACCCUGCCAAGGUCCUUACGAUUGACGGGAAUCCUGCGUUUAAAGACAAAUCACCCCGUGUGGUCAACGACGAAGCUGAGGCGCGUCAUUAUAUCGGUGGUCAAGGCUGCAGGGCCGUUUCCCAUAGUGAUGAGCUUUAUUGAAGACUGGACACUACCACAUGUAAGGGAGAGAGUUCGGCGUGCAUUUGAUUAUAUAGUAACGGCUUGAUAACAUCGAUAUAUCCUGGCUGCGUAAAA
Molecule: messenger RNA, 1516 nt
Organism: Aspergillus caelatus
Lineage: Eukaryota; Fungi; Ascomycota; Eurotiomycetes; Eurotiales; Aspergillaceae
Product: glutaminase
Exons: 1
Coding region: 26-1420 (464 amino acids)
Biological process (GO): L-glutamine catabolic process
Molecular function (GO): glutaminase activity
Source: RefSeq, a predicted model, not a curated record